This is a messenger RNA of Necator americanus (New World hookworm), 252 nucleotides long. RefSeq lists its product as uncharacterized. NCBI's taxonomy places the organism in Eukaryota, Metazoa, Nematoda, Chromadorea, Rhabditida, Ancylostomatidae. Bases 1 to 252 code for a protein of 83 amino acids. The transcript has 2 exons. The record is from RefSeq and is a predicted model, not a curated record.
AUGCGAUACUUACCACGUCAUAGGAGCAAAAUGAGCCAUUCGCCACCGAUCUUCCAUCGAAUACGUCUUUUUGGGGUUCAUAUGAAAAAUAUUACGGAAUUAUUAUUAUUAUUAUUAUUAUUAUUAUUAUUAUUAUUAUUAUUAUUAUUAUUAUUAUUAUUAUUAUUAUUAUUAUUAUUAUUAUUAUUAUUAUUAUUAUUAUUAUUAUUAUUAUUAUUAUUAUUAUUAUUAUUAUUAUUAUUAUUAUAUUGA